AUGGUACAGUCCAGAAAGUUCAGAGGAGUGAGGCAGCGCCAGUGGGGCUCUUGGGUGUCAGAAAUUCGCCACCCUUUACUUAAGAGGAGGGUGUGGCUAGGAACAUUUGAGACAGCAGAGGCAGCAGCAAGAGCAUAUGACCAAGCAGCCAUAUUGAUGAAUGGACAAAAUGCCAAGACCAAUUUCCCCACUUCAAAUAACAACAGCAACAACAACAGCUCUGGUCAAGACACAAAGCCCACUGACCAAGACUCUCCAUGGUCUCCCAAGGCACUUUCAGAGCUGCUCAACUCCAAGCUCAGAAAAUGCUGCAAAGACCCAUCUCCCUCCCUCACUUGCCUGAGGCUUGACAAUGACAAUUCUCACAUUGGGGUGUGGCAGAAGCGCCCUGCCGGAUCGCGGGCAAGCUCCAAUUGGGUCAUGAGGAUCGAGCUUGGGAAGAAAAAGAAACACAUUUCUGAUCAUCAUGGAUCCAUGUGCUCCUCAUCCUCCUCCUCAUCCUCCUCAUCCUUUUCGUCAUCGACGAGUUCAUCAAUGGUGGGAUUGAUUGAGGCUGGAAUGAGUGAAGCAGAUCAGGAUGAAGAGGAUAAGCUUGCAAUGCAGAUGAUAGAAGAGUUACUUAAUUGGAAUUAUCCAAUUCCUUCAACAACAAGUAAUGUUCAAGAAGGAAAUAUUAUUUAA
This is a messenger RNA of Prunus armeniaca (apricot), 681 nucleotides long. NCBI's taxonomy places the organism in Eukaryota, Viridiplantae, Streptophyta, Magnoliopsida, Rosales, Rosaceae. The record is from the annotation of a GenBank genome assembly.